AUGAAUUUCGAUACAGCCCGUUUUAUCUGAAAUUUAAAAUUACAUAGCAAAAAUAUUAUUACGAUGUAUCCCAUAUGUACUACGGCACAUAUCACCUGGAAAAUAUUACGAUGGUAAAUAGAGAAAAUAAUUUAUUAAUUAAUUUUUGUUAAUUUGUUAAGUCUUUGAAAUGAAGCUGAAUAUGCAAUAUUACUGCAUAGCAAAUCUUAACGACGACAAACCGCUUUCACGCGAAGCCUCGGAGUCGUCGCAUGUCCUUAUCUUAGAUUCACUGCCCGACAUUCUGACUGGCCGGCUGAUUGGCUGUGCUGUGCGUUGCACUGAUCGUAGUGGAAGCGUUUACGAGAAGUUGUCGUGGCUUAUAGGAGCGGAUCAAUGACAGCUACGAGUUAA
Molecule: messenger RNA, 393 nt
Organism: Heterotrigona itama
Lineage: Eukaryota; Metazoa; Arthropoda; Insecta; Hymenoptera; Apidae
Source: the annotation of a GenBank genome assembly